Messenger RNA from Ambispora gerdemannii, 817 nucleotides. Lineage: Eukaryota; Fungi; Glomeromycota; Glomeromycetes; Archaeosporales; Ambisporaceae. The record is from the annotation of a GenBank genome assembly.
CAGAUUAGAUUUAUUAGAAAAGCAUAUACCAACAUGUCCAGGACCAAGUAAAGCACCACAACGAUUAAUCCUUCCUGAAGAGGAUGGGACUACACAAAAACCAGUAAUUAAUCGAGAAUCAGAAAAUAUAAUAAAAGACUUAAUGAAAAACCUUCAAGAAAAUCUAGAAGUUAUUUUAGAUAAGUUUCGUGAAAUAGUUCCAUGUGAAAAAAUGACACCUGAAUUAUGGCAAAAAUAUCAAACUGCAAACAAAUGUUGGAUAUGUGAAGAAAAAUUACAUGAAGCUGGAUAUAAUAAAAUUCGUGUAUUCGAUGCUGAAACCAAAAAAUAUUUGGAUGCUUCGCAUAGAAAAUGUCACGGGAAAAAAUCAAUGAUUCAAGACGAGGAAAAAAAUAGAGUGAUAGAUCAUGAUCAUAUUACAGGAAAGUUUAGAGGUCCUGCUCAUAGUGGAUGUAAUAUAAAAUUACGAAUCAAUCCAGAAACAAUAAAAAUUCCAGUAUUAUUCUGUAAUGGAAGUGGUUACGAUUUUCAUCAUCUAAUGCAAGAAAUAGCAAAAGUGACAGAUGAAAAAAUAGUGCCUAUAGCAAAUAAUUCUGAGCAAUAUAUUACCUUUUCAGUUGGCCAACUUCAAUUUAUUGAUAGUUUAAAAUUUUCAUUACCUGGUUUAGCUAAGAUGGCAGAAAACUUACGCGAUGAAAAGAAGGGCCAAACUAAAACACCAGAACAACUAGCAAAAUGUUUUCCAAUUAUGUCAAAAUUCAUCUCACCUCAUUUACUAUUAUUGCUUACACGUAAAGGAAUAUUUCCGUAUCAAUGA